Cottoperca gobio is the source of this 1390-nucleotide messenger RNA. It is a transcript of the gene lrata, whose product is annotated as lecithin retinol acyltransferase a. The coding region runs from base 32 to 718 and encodes 228 amino acids. The record is from RefSeq and is a predicted model, not a curated record. Gene Ontology annotation, molecular function: phosphatidylcholine-retinol O-acyltransferase activity. Gene Ontology annotation, biological process: vitamin A metabolic process; retinol metabolic process. The transcript is spliced from 2 exons. NCBI's taxonomy places the organism in Eukaryota, Metazoa, Chordata, Actinopteri, Perciformes, Bovichtidae. Gene Ontology annotation, cellular component: rough endoplasmic reticulum.
UCAGGAUAUUUCCCCCCCGAAAACUGUCACGAUGCUGCAGCUGGUUACAUUCAUUUUGGAGAAGCUGUGUCUUCUCUCCAACUUCAAACUUUUGAAGUCCAGCUGGUCGGACGAUGUGGACCGGGAGCGGCACGCGCAGCGCGGUUCCUUACCGCUCCUCCGAAGGGGAGACCUGCUGGAGGUCCCCAGAACCCUUUUCACCCACUACGGCAUUUAUUUAGGCGACAAUAAAGUCGCCCACCUGAUCCCUGACAUCCUGCCUGUGCUUACAAACGACAAGAAGCUCAUCAGUUCUGUCAUUACAAACAAGAGACUCAUCUUCGGCUGCAUCUACAGAUGCGCCACGGUGCGCGUGGACACAUUAGAGGACUUUGCAUACGGCUCCAACAUACUGAUUAACCCCCUGGAUAAAAUGAUGAAGAAUCAAACAUUGCCCAACGAAGAUGUCGCUAAGAGAGCUGAAAAACACAUCGGAGUAAUUCCGUACAGUCUGCUGUGGUAUAACUGUGAGCACUUUGUGACAUAUUGCAGAUAUGGAUCUGCAGCCAGCCGUCAAACAGAGAAGUUCUGCGAGUGCUUGAAAUCAAUCAUCAGAGACCAGCGCAGCGUGAUUGUCUCAGGCCUCCUUGGAAUGAUCGCCGUCGUCUGUUUCGGCACGGCAUCGUCAACUACGUUACCCACAAUCCUUAUAACCUUCACUCUGUGGAUGGCUGGUUAAAGGAGUUCAGCAAAAGGAAACUACAAACAAACAAACAAACUGAACUUUUACUUUUACUUUUUUACUUUUACUGACCUGAAACCUCCUCAGGACUGUGCCCUCUCGCCAUGUGACGCCUUAUGAGUCCGUUACAACUAUACUGUCGUGUGUGUGUGUGUGUGUGUGUGUGUGUGUGUGUGUGUGUGUGUGUGUGUGUAGACAAAGUUUAAUGUUUCGUGUUGAUACAUGCAUGAAUAGUUUCCUAUAUGACUUAUAUUUGCUCUCUCAUAAAAGUGUGGGGAAAUACAUAUUUAAAGAAAUGAUAGGAAUACAGUUAGCGAUUCAUUUUUGAUAACAGUCAAGUAUCAACUAAAGUGAAUAUACAACAUCUGAAUGUAAGGUAUGUAUGGUGGGAAUUGUAUAGUAGUGUUCUUAAUAUAAUGUUGUAAAUAGAACAAAUGUUUGAUAAACAAUUUAUUUUUUACUUGUGUGCCUUGUGUGAGUGGACUCUCCAUACAUCUCCAACUGCAUGCCAGUGCGAGCCGAGGCCUAAAUUAGCCUUAAUUUGUGUGAUAUUUCAUGAUGUAUUUUCUUAUUGAGAUGGAAUUCGUGGAAUUCUGCCGAUACAAACUAAACCAAAGGGUGGAGAGAAGUGAAUCUAUUAUACUAAAAUAAAGAUACUUGGUUAAAGAA